Molecule: messenger RNA, 1978 nt
Organism: Coccidioides posadasii C735 delta SOWgp
Lineage: Eukaryota; Fungi; Ascomycota; Eurotiomycetes; Onygenales; Onygenaceae
Biological process (GO): transcription open complex formation at RNA polymerase II promoter; transcription initiation at RNA polymerase II promoter
Cellular component (GO): transcription factor TFIIE complex
Source: RefSeq, a predicted model, not a curated record
CGAAGGUUGGCUGCCAGUUCGUUGCAUCAUCACUGACUGGGCCCUAGAAACCGGCGAAACGGUCACUUUAACGUCUUCUCCCCCUCACUAUCAGCUUACCGCUGCUAGGAGGGAGCGCCACCGUUCCCGCCAUGCGAACAGCUUCUUCGAACGUAUGACUACGUGCUUUGCCGACUUCGCGCCGUCCUCACCCUGCCUGCUAUAGCCACAACUCAUCGUGAUAAUGGAUCUUGCAAGGAGUCUCAUUCGGAUCGUAGCUCGCGCGUUCUACGAGACCCGUCACAUCCUGGUGAUCGAUGCUCUUUUCAUACACUCAGUCCUCCAUGCGGAGGAUCUAGCGCUCCUCCUGGGGAUGCAGCAGAAGGAUCUUCGGAAGCUCUGUGGCCGUUUACGCGAGGACCGCCUUAUCGCAGUCCACUCACGCCCUGAGCUCCGCGAGGGCCAAACGCGCCCCGUGAACCGCGAAUACUAUUAUAUCCCUCUUCAUCCCGUCAUUGAUGCCAUCAAGUACCGCGUAUCCCGCCUUACUUCGACAAUAAAAACUCAAUACACACCGAGCGCAGAGAGGAAGGAGUACAUCUGUCUGCGGUGUCAAGCGGAAUGGACCCAGCUCGAGGUUCUCAGCCACGUUGGCCUGGACGGAUUUGAAUGUCAACGAUGUGGGUACUUGCUUUCGCGAGCGGAUGAAGUCGAGGGUGGCGGCGCGGCUGAUCGCACCGGACAUGAAAAGAACAGCAAGCUUAUGGCACAGCUGGAUCCCAUGCUGAAACUCCUGAAACAGAUUGACUCUGUCGAGGUGCCCCCAAAUGAUUUCGAUACGGCCUGGGAUCACAAGGUUGAUGUGAUUCGAAAUCAAUAUACAAAUCCAUCCAGGCCUGGUGUGGUUGUAUCGAAGCAAUCUGCAGUGAGAGGGAUUUCCAAGACCGAUGCAUCGACUCUUGAGGUUUCGCUUACCUCGACUGCAGAAAAAAGUGCAGAAGAGCAGGCCAGAGAAGCAGCUAGGAAAGCAGCACUUGAAAAACAGAACGCUCUUCCUAUUUGGCAUACGCAGUCCACUGUCAGCACGGAUGUCCGACUUCCCCAGGUUAAAACAGAGCCUAAUGGUGUGAGCAUCAAGCCUGAGGUGGACAUCAAGCCCGAGGUUAAGGAGGAGCAGAAACCAGAUAUCGACAGUCUAGACGACAGCGUUGCCGCAUAUUAUGCGGAGAUGGCACGCGAGAAGGAGAGAGAAGCCCAGGAGGAUGUGAGCGAAGAGGAAUCCGAUGAGGAAGAAGACGAAUUUGAAGAUGUGGAGAUCACACCGAGCGCUGUCGGUACGCCUGCAAACCAGGCCGAUGCGACCAAAGCGCCAUCCGUCAAUGGCUCCUUGAAGAGAGAGUUAGAGUCAGACUCUGGAAGCAGUGCGCCUCAGACCAACGCGCCCACGCCUAUCACGCCGGGCGACGAAGGGCCGGCGGCCAAAAAAAUCAAGCUUGAACCAGAGGUUAAAAAGGAGGAAUCCGACGAAGAAGAGGACGAAUUCGAGGAUGUUUAGAGGUGACUCGGCUUUUGUAAUCCUGUGCGACAAAUAAAUUUCCAUUCUUGGCACGGCAAUAUGGGUGUUUUGCUUUUAUUCCCGAGAUUAUUCCCGCCUUAGUUAAGGGGAAAGCCUGGCUGGCUUCUACUCUAUAGGUCAGCGUGCUGAAUUGGUCGAAAAGUCAAAUUUCGGAGUUUUCUUGCAUCGCGAUGAGCAGCAACGGGGGCUUAAUGGUAUGGAGGGGAGCUUUUAGGUAUGUUGAUUGAAUUCAUCUUCCAUUGGUUUUCAUUUCCCCUAGUUUCGUUUUCGAGAGUUUGUGGAUUUGGGCCGGUUUAUGGAUGGCUACAUAGAUGCAUUGAGACACCUCUUCUGGACUGGUAGGAUUGGUAUUUGUAAAUUAUCUAGACCAGAUUAUCGGGAUAAAUUUGACGUGUGCAAGAAGAAGGGUAUGGCCACGGAGUG